AUGUCAGCCUCUACAAAACAGAGGAGAAAGAACUCGAAAACAGAUAAGGCUGCUCCCGGUUCAUCCAGAAGCAGUGUACAGGUGCCUGCUAGUGGUGGGAGUCCCCAAGACCACCAGCCAUGGACCCCCUCAGCAUACACAGCCUUCAAGAUUGUCCUGUCAGCACGACUGUGUGCAGCAGUGUGGAAUAUUGUAGGUGACUGCGAUGAAACCUUCAACUACUGGGAACCUGUACAUUUCCUGAUCUAUGGGUCUGGGUUUCAGACCUGGGAGUACUCCCCUAUGUAUGCCAUCAGGUCCUAUGCCUAUUUGUGGAUCCAUGCCCUUCCCAUAAAAAUGUACAACAGCCUUUUCCAAGCUAACAAGAUCCUCUUGUUUUAUCUACUUAGAUGUUUACUGGCACUGUGCUGUGCUGGAUGUGAAAUCUAUUUCUACAGGGGAGUGUCUAAACACUUUGGAGCAAACACUGGGCGGAUCGUUCUCUUCCUGCUUUUGCUCAGUACGGGGAUGUUCAUUUCUAGUUCGGCCUUUCUCCCAAGCAGUUUCUGUAUGUACCUGACAUUUGUGUCGAUGGGAGGAUGGUUCCUGCGGCAGUACAGUGUGGCCAUCUUGGGGACAGCAGCCAGCGCCAUUUUAGGCUGGCCAUUUGCUGGAAUUCUAGGGCUUCCUAUUGCCAUAGACUUACUACUAAGGAAACACAAGCUGAAAGAAUUCCUGAUGUGGAGCCUUGUUUCCCUGGCCAUAUUUUUACUACCAAUGAUGAAGAUUGACUACGAGUAUUACCAGAAGUUAGUGAUAGCACCACUGAAUAUUGUGAUGUAUAAUGUGUUUACCAGUCACGGACCAGACCUGUAUGGAGUAGAACCAUUUUCAUACUACUUACUGAAUGGAUUCCUCAAUUUUAACAUUGUGUUUGUGUUGGCAUUAUCAUGUCUACCAAUAACAGCAUUAGUAAAAAGUGUACUGAAAUUAAAGAAUGAGGAGCGAUUUCUGUUUCCAAUCUACCCUUUCUUUAUUCUGUGUGGAUCUCUAAGCAUCGACUACAUACAGAAACUUUGGUGUUACUUAUUUACAAGCCAGUCCUCUAGACAUUACACAGAACAUACUAACUGGAUAUCUCAGGUGACAGCUAUCACCUUCUCUCUUGUGUCCCUAUCGAGGAUAUUAGCUAUUUACCAAGGUUACCAUGCCCCACUGGACCUGUAUGUUGGACUUAACAAGAUCGCUGGUGAUCCUAAGAUCCACACCUUAUCUACCGAUAAAUCUGUCAAUAUUUGUGUGGGCAAGGAGUGGUAUCGCUUUCCAAGCAGCUUCUUCCUUCCUGGAGAAAACUGGAGUCUGAAGUUUGUAGAGUCUGAUUUUAAAGGUCAAUUGCCCCAGCCUUUCCAGUCCGGUUCUGAUGCUACCAGUGUCAUCCCUAGUCAUAUGAAUGACAUGAAUAAAGAAGAGAAAUCCAGAUAUGGUUAUCAUACAGCAUUGAUGGGCAUUUCUACAGGGUUAUCAUACAGCAUUGAUGGGCAUUUCUACAGGGCAUUUCUACAGGAUGAUGGAUCACAUCGUUUUUUUCGCGCUUUCUACAUCCCUUUCAUCUCUAGUAAAUACUGUACAUAUGCCAACUACAAUAUUUUAAAAACCACACGAACAAGACGAGGUUCCCGACAGAAGAUUGACGUUUCCUGAUGUUCCUCGCAGUCUAUAUUAAUUUUGUGUGUGUUUGAAGGGUAAAUGCUGUACUAUAUACAUACCAUGUUGAGAAUCAGGACUUCAAAUUCCAUGUCUUCAGUAUCCAAAUAUAAUACAUAGAUCA
This is a messenger RNA of Ylistrum balloti, 1807 nucleotides long. Its product is annotated as alpha-1,2-mannosyltransferase ALG9-like. The record is from RefSeq and is a predicted model, not a curated record. Lineage: Eukaryota; Metazoa; Mollusca; Bivalvia; Pectinida; Pectinidae. Bases 1 to 1680 code for a protein of 559 amino acids. Gene Ontology annotation, molecular function: alpha-1,2-mannosyltransferase activity. Gene Ontology annotation, biological process: protein N-linked glycosylation. Gene Ontology annotation, cellular component: endoplasmic reticulum membrane. The transcript has 16 exons.